Molecule: messenger RNA, 1389 nt
Organism: Rasamsonia emersonii CBS 393.64
Lineage: Eukaryota; Fungi; Ascomycota; Eurotiomycetes; Eurotiales; Trichocomaceae
Exons: 4
Coding region: 1-1389 (462 amino acids)
Cellular component (GO): cytosol
Molecular function (GO): pyridoxal phosphate binding; transaminase activity
Source: RefSeq, a predicted model, not a curated record
AUGGCUGCUUCCUCUCAAAUCGCCCAGGAACAGCAGCGCAGCGCUGUGCUGCAUCGCGACAUCCACCAUAUCCCCAAGCAGGCAGUCCGUGGCGAAGGGAGCUACAUCUUCCUCGAAAACGGGCAGAAAAUCCUCGAUGCCACCGGCGGCGCAGCCGUAUCGUGCUUGGGCCAUGGAAAUGACCAAGUGAACCAGGCCAUCGUUGCCCAGAUCAACCAGAUCUCAUACUGCCAUACGGCGUUCUUUGGCAUCAAGACCUUUGAAGAGCUCGCCGCUUUGAUGGUGAAUUCUACCGGUAACAGACUGACAAAGCUGUUUGUGAUCAGCUCAGGUUCCGAAGCCAUGGAAGCCGCCAUGAAACUGGCACGCCAGUACUUUCUUGAGCUGUCCACUCCGCAGCCGCAACGGACACGAUUCAUCGCUCGCAGGCAAUCCUAUCACGGCACCACGCUGGGCGCUCUGUCCAUGGGCGGGCAUGUGAGCAGACGGGAGCUCUUUGAGCCGCUGCUCCUGCCAAACGUCUCCCAUGUGUCUCCCUGCUACGCCUAUCGAGGGCGGAAAGACGGGGAAUCCGAUGAGGACUAUGUCGCGCGUCUGGCGAAUGAGCUGGAUGCUGAGUUCCAGCGCGUGGGACCGGAGACGGUUUGCGCUUUUGUCGCAGAGCCUGUUGUCGGCGCGGCCCUAGGCUGUGUUCCUGCAGUACCAGGGUAUCUUCAAGCCAUGAAACGCGUCUGCGAGAAAUACGGUGCUCUCCUCAUCCUCGACGAGGUGAUGUCUGGCAUGGGCCGCUGUGGGACGCUGCACGCAUGGGAGCAGGAGGGCGUCGUUCCCGACAUCCAGACCAUCGGCAAGGGCUUCGGAGGCGGAUACCUGCCAAUUGCAGGCGUCUUGAUUGGCGAGCACAUCGUCGACACCCUGGACAAGGGCACGGGCGUUUUCCGGCAUGGACAGACAUAUCAGGGCCAUCCGGUGGCCUGCGCCGCGGCUCUGGCCGUGCAGAAGAUCAUCCGGGAGCAGAACCUUCUCGAGAACGUCCGGGCCAUGGGCGCGCUCCUCGAGUCGGAGCUCAAACGUCGUCUGAAGGACCAUCCGAACGUCGGCGAUAUCAGAGGACGGGGUCUAUUCUGGGGGAUCGAAUUCGUCAAGGACAAAAAGACGAAGGAGCCCUUCGACCCCAAACUGGGCGUCUCCGCCCGUGUACAGAACACAGCCUUGGAGCCGGCAUAUGGCAUUUCACUGUACGCGGGUGCAGGGACGGUCGACGGUGUGCGUGGGGACCACAUACUGAUUGCACCGCCGUACAAUACGACCAAAGAGGAGAUUGAAUUGAUCGCCUCUCUGACGCAGAGGGUGAUUGAAGACGUGUUUUCGAAAAUAUCAACUAGCUAA